Molecule: messenger RNA, 651 nt
Organism: Exserohilum turcica Et28A
Lineage: Eukaryota; Fungi; Ascomycota; Dothideomycetes; Pleosporales; Pleosporaceae
Exons: 1
Coding region: 1-651 (216 amino acids)
Biological process (GO): maturation of SSU-rRNA from tricistronic rRNA transcript (SSU-rRNA, 5.8S rRNA, LSU-rRNA); ribosomal small subunit assembly; translation
Cellular component (GO): mitochondrial small ribosomal subunit; ribosome
Molecular function (GO): structural constituent of ribosome; mRNA 5'-UTR binding; small ribosomal subunit rRNA binding
Source: RefSeq, a predicted model, not a curated record
AUGGUCAGCAAUACUGUAUUGCGGACAUUCCGAUCCCUCACAUCCACCAUCUGCACAUCAUGUCGGCAAACGCAAUCGCUGCGACCCUUCACACACAGCACGCGGACGCUCAAUGCAGCACCCAUCGACCGCAACAAGCCUGUACAGUCAAUGGACUCACUCCUAUCAAACGUGGACCAGAAUUUUCGCCAAGCGGGCCAGGACCAAUUUUCGUCUCUCAUUCCGAAUGCAGACGGCACCGCCUACCGCAACCUAGUCCCGCGAGAGUGGGAGGAAGACGACAGGCACAAAUUACACAUAUACGCACAUAAACACAACACACAUCUAUGCCUUACCAAGCCCAAUCGCGAUCCCAUCAUCUCAGUGUCAUGUGGAAACAUUGGCUUCAGGAAAGCGGGGAGGGGCUCGUAUGAUGCUGCCUAUCAACUGGCGGCUUUCCUGAUGAACCGAAUCCAGGACAAGGGCCUGAUACCCCAGAUCAAAAAGCUAGAACUGGUAUACAGAGGGUUCGGGCCAGGACGAGAAGCUGUUACAAAGGCGAUAUUGGGCAGCGAGGGAAAGAAGAUACGGCCGCUCAUCACCAAGUUGGCGGACUCGACGAGGUUGAAAUUUGGUGGUACGAGGAGCAAGAAGCCAAGGAGAUUGGGUUAG